Molecule: messenger RNA, 1131 nt
Organism: Bipolaris victoriae FI3
Lineage: Eukaryota; Fungi; Ascomycota; Dothideomycetes; Pleosporales; Pleosporaceae
Exons: 1
Coding region: 1-1131 (376 amino acids)
Source: RefSeq, a predicted model, not a curated record
AUGGCCCCGAAUUCAAAAUUAAAUGCAAAGCGCAAGGCGCAAAGGGAAGCCACCAAGGCUCCUAAACCGCAAUCAAAACAGCGCUCGGGGGAAGAAGGAGGGAAAAGCGAGGCGAAGGCGCCGACGAUUCCGAUUGAACUCCAGCAGAUUUUGCUGAAUAUAUUCCGGAAUUCAUUUGCGGAGCGGUUGAGUGUUGAUUUUGGGCCGCUCUUGCAGGAGGUCAAGGGGCAUUUGUUUAAUCGGGAUUUUGCGGCAGCGUUUGGCAAAGAGGAGUAUCUCGAGAUGUAUGCGGCGAGGUGGAGUCCGAGUCGCGCGUUGGGGUAUCUGGAUUUGUUUUGGGAUUUGAGGCAAGAUCUGGGAUUUGGCUUGGAAGAACCAAUACCCGAUGGAUCGGAUAGUGCUAAGAGUCGGAAAGUUGUAUGUUUGGGUGGUGGAGCUGGAGCGGAAAUUGUAGCCUUGGGGGGAUUGCAGAAGCUACUUUUGGAUAAGAUUUUGGAACAAAAAGAGGGGGAAGAUGAGAAGGUGGUAGAUGCGGGAAAGAUGGAGGUUACAGCUGUUGAUAUUGCGGACUGGAAUGUGGUAGUGGAGAACCUGGCAAAACACCUUACGACUGCACCGACACUGUCAAAGUACGCAUCCGCUGCUGCAAAGGCGGCAAAUGUACCUUUUCUGGACCAGGAUCAGAUAUCGAUUACUUUCGCCCAACAAGACGUCCUAAAGGUGUCUGCAUCGGAAAUGACGUCGCAACUAGCAGACGCAAACCUAGUCACUCUGCUCUUUACCCUCAACGAACUCUACUCCACAUCCCUUCCUCUAACACAGAAAUUCCUCCUCCAGCUCACUUCAAUAAUGAAGCCCGGAUCACUCCUUCUAGUCGUUGAUAGCCCUGGAAGCUACUCCACCGUCACGCUCAACGGAGCAGAGAAAAAGUACCCAAUGCAAUGGCUUCUCGAUCACACGCUCCUGGACCAAGCCAGCAGCAAUAAGCAUGAGAGGGGCAAAGAGGAGAUUGCGAGUUGGGAGAAGGUAAAGGAAGAUGAUAGUCGAUGGUUCAGGUUGGAUGAUAGGCUAAGCUAUCCGAUUGAACUUGAGAAUAUGCGGAUGCAGAUGCAUCUGUAUCGACGACUUUAG